Messenger RNA from Gymnodraco acuticeps, 1640 nucleotides. RefSeq lists its product as uncharacterized. Bases 899 to 1564 code for a protein of 221 amino acids. The transcript is spliced from 3 exons. The record is from RefSeq and is a predicted model, not a curated record. NCBI's taxonomy places the organism in Eukaryota, Metazoa, Chordata, Actinopteri, Perciformes, Bathydraconidae.
AACACAUGUGUGAACAAGUAUUAAGAACAGUGUAUGGAAAAAGUGAUGUGAUGAUGUGGGAUGUGUGUUAGAACAAAACAAAGUCAAAUGAAUGAGAAGGAGAACAAAGAGGGUUAGGGUUAAACAGAAAAAGAUUAAUUCAGCCAAAAAACACAAUUAGAUUAAUCUAAAGUGUAAAACAAUCUUCAACACAGACCAAAUGAGUGCCCUUGGACAACAAAACAUAUGGUGGGGCAACGAUAAAUAAAAUUGAGACAGAGUGGGAGACUGAAAAUGAUUACUAUGAUACAUAUUCAAACUAUUUACAAAACUAUUUACAGAAGCUCCUGUUGAACCAUGGAUUUUACAAAUAUUUACAAACAACUAUUUACAAAAAAGCAACUAUUUACAAAAAAGCAAUACUAUUUACAAAAAAGCAAUACAGAGCUCUCGGGCAUCCAGGAGCCUAACCAUUUUGAAAAAAACAAAAAGGUUCCUUUGUGAAAGGGACAUCCUCUUCAUCUGUUUCCUGGGCCCUAAAAAGCAGAGCAAGAAUAGGAACAGUGGUGAAUAAGGGGAGAGAAUACAGUUGGGAGCAGACUGAACAGAGGACAUAGCAAUAUUCAUGUUAAAAUGUUUGCACUACAAAUAUUAUGGCACUUUCGUUUAUAUUGCAUUUUAAUAGAUCAGUUGUCAUACCAUGGUUGGAUGUGCAGCAUUUGGAUGCUCUAAUCGAUCCGAGAAGGGGUUCCAGAUGUAUGGCUUCCCUAAGGACAUAGAGCGAAGGAAGAGAUGGAUGGCAAUGGUCAACAGACAAAACCUGUGUCUGACAACAACAGCAGAAAACUCUGUCAUGUACACUUUGAAGACGACCAAUAUAUUGACAACAAAUCAGGAGGAAAUUUGAGGUUGAGGCCAGAUGCUGUUCCAACAGUAUUUAUACAUCGGCCUAAGCCGAAAAGGAGGAAAUCCACAUCAAGGAGUAUGCCUCCAGCUGUUAAUGUCAGGAAUGAUGACCACACCUAUUAUGGCACAUCAAACAUUGAACGUGGAGCAGCUGUUCCGUGUGAGGACGAGCGAUUCCCUCAUGGAGUCCUCAAAUGCAGUGUCACAGCUGGAACAAGAAGCCAUGUUGCUGGACAGUAACCUUCCCUCAUGCCAUGACCUGAAGAAAGAAAUCCUCUCAACAUACAUCAGGCUGAGGUUAAGGAUUGCAUCAAAGUGCAUCAGGGCUGAGAGGAAGGAUAAACAUAAAGGGUAUCUUGGCAGCAAGAGUCAGAGUAAGAAGGCAAAGAAGACCCAACAGACCUCUGCACCGAAGGUCAUAACAUCUAGGCCACUGCCAAACACCUUACUCGUUGCCAGCGAUGUACUUGGCAUCUCCAUUCCCGGUCCACCGUCAGCAGCCUCCAGCCUCCUCUUCUUUCAGCAGUCAUCACCUGCAGCCGUUGCCAGCAGCACCCUCCAGCAGCAGCACCCUCCAGCAGCAGCACCCUCCUUCAGCAGCAGCACCCUCCUUCAGCAGCAGCACCCUCCUUCAGCAGCAGCAGCCUCCGCCAGCAGCAGCAGCAACAGCCAUGGCUGACAUAUGAGGCUGAAUAAAAAAAAGUGCUAUUUUUAAAAAGUGUUUAUUUUGUUAAAAAUAAACAUUUUGGAUGCAG